CGACGUGCUCCAGAGGGUGGCAUCUGACGCUAUUUUGGUUCAACACAGGGGGAUUUUGCCGUUGUAAAUUAAAUGAACAUUUGAGCCAUCAUGUCGAUUAGUAGGCUCAGUGGCAUAUUAGUGUUCGUAAGUUGACCACUGUUUCCUGGACACAAGUUGGACAGACUGCAUUAUCAAGGAGCGAAAGGAUGGUGCGGGUGGUGUUUCUCCACCCAGACCUGGGUAUAGGUGGUGCAGAGAGGCUGGUGGUGGAUGCAGCUGUAGCUCUACGCUCUCGCGGCUGCAGUGUUCAGAUCUGGACGGCCCACCAUGAUCCCACACACUGCUUCUCAGAGACACUGGACCCAGACCUGAACGUGGUGUGUGUGGGUGACUGGUUGCCCACCAGUGUGUUUGGGUACCUGCAUGCCCUGUGUGCCUACCUCAGGAUGAUCUACGUAGCUCUCUACCUGGUCUUCCUCAGCGGAGUAGAGUACGACGUGGUCUUCUGUGAUCAGGUGUCGGUGUGUAUCCCAGUCCUGAGGUUGUCUCGUCAGAGGAAAAAGGUUCUGUUCUACUGUCAUUUCCCAGACCAGCUCCUGACCCAGAGAGGCUCAGCUCUGAAAAAGCUCUACCGUGCCCCCAUAGACAGACUGGAGGAACUCACCACUGGCAUGGCUGAUAUGGUGCUGGUGAAUAGUUGUUUCACCGCAGUGGUCUUUAGGGAGACCUUCCGUUCCCUGGAUGGGGUCCAGACUGACGUCCUCUAUCCCUCCCUCAACACACACAGCUUUGACAGGCCCCCUGAGGAGCAGCUAGAGCAGGGUCUGGGGGGCUUAAUCCCUGAAGGUGUGUCCUGCCUCUUCCUGUCUCUGAACCGCUAUGAGAGGAAGAAGAGCCUGGGUCUGGCCCUGGAGGGCCUCUCUUCCCUGAAGACCCGCCUCGCCACAGGGGACCAGGCAGGAAUCCACCUGGUGGUGGCAGGGGGGUACGACGGCCGUGUUGCUGAGAAUGUCCAGCACUACGCUGAGCUGAAGGAGCUAGCAGCACGGCUGGGAUUGGAGGACUCUGUCACCUUCCUGCGCUCUCCCUCAGACAGCCAGAAGGUGGCGCUGUUGCGGGGCAGUGCAUGCGUUCUCUACACGCCCAGCAGAGAGCACUUUGGGAUAGUGCCAGUGGAGGCCAUGUACUGCUGCUGUCCCGUCAUUGCUGUGAGGUCUGGAGGGCCUCUGGAGAGUGUAGGUGACGGGGAGACGGGCUUCCUGUGUGAGCCCACGGCUGAGGCCUUCUCCCUGGCCAUGGAGAAGCUGUUCAGAGACCCCCAGCUCCGCAAGGACAUGGGCCAGGCCGGCAGGAGGCGGGUUCAGGAGAAGUUCUCCCUGGAGGCCUUCUCAGACCAACUGCACGGGUACAUCCUUAGACUGACCCAGUGACACCUCUGCUGGAGCAGUAACUGGGCUGGGGUGCGUUAGCGGAGCAGCUUUCGGUAGAAGUCACCCUUAGACACAUCUAGAUCAGUUUACCUUCUCUCAAUCCCUGCCUAAAUCCUAACCAAAGAAUGGAGAACUGACCUGAGAUCAGCAUCUCAUUGGUGCAUUUUCAUCCUACUGCAACUAUAGCCAGGUAGAGGUGGAUGGGCUAAAUAUGUAGGGAUAAAAUACGGUUACUGAGGACUGGAGGACAGACUGGGGAGGGAGGGGAGGGGGGUAAUGUAGAGGGACGCUGACUGAGGAGGACUCUAGACAAUUAGUCAUUGUUCCUCCAGGAGGGGUUGCUGAGGACUGGAGGACAGACUGGGGAGGAGGAGGGGGGGGUAAUGUAGAGGGACGCUGACUGAGGAGGACUCUAGACAAUUAGUCAUUGUUCCUCAGGAGGGGUUGCUGAGGACUGGAGGACAGACUGGGGAGGGGGGUAAUGUAGAGGGAUGCUGACUGAGGAGGACUCUAGACAAUUAGUCAUUGUUCCUCCAGGAGGGGUUACUGAGGACUGGAGGACAGACUGGGGAGGGGUUAAUGUAGAGGGACGCUGACUGAGGAGGACUCUAGACAAUUAGUCAUUGUUCCUCCAGGAGGGGUUACUGAGGACUGGAGGACAGACUGGGGAGGGGGGGUUAAUGUAGAGGUACGCUGACUGAGGAGGACUCUAGACAAUUAGUCAUUGUUCCCUCAGGAGGGGUUGCUGAGGACUGGAGGACAGACUGGGGAGGGGGGGGGGGGUAAUGUAGAGGGACGCUGACUGAGGAGGACUCUAGACAAUUAGUCAUUGUUCCCCCAGGAGGGGUUGCUGAGGACUGGAGGACAGACUGGGGAGGGGGGGUUAUGUAGAGGGACGCUGACUGAGGAGGACUCUAGACAAUUAGUCAUUGUUCCUCCAGGAGGGGUUGCUGAGGGAAUGGAGGGAUGGAAUCUCAGCUCCAAUUAACAAAAGAGUAAGGACUUUACCCAUACUGCCCCGGGGCCUCUCGUAACAAUACCAGCAUCGGCCCUUGGUUCCAGAAGUGUGUGUGUGAGGGGGUGACCAAGGGCUUAAUGAACAAGAGCUACAAAACCACUAGGAUGGAUCUGUAGUGUGAUAGACGUGCUGCUGUGUGUUUGCGCAUGCCACCGAGCGCCAUUAGCCAGUUGGCAGCCACAGAUCGAUAAGCAGGAUGUUUGCCACUUCCUCUGCCCUUUCAGACCUUGGUUACUUUUCACAAUGAGGGAAUGUUUGGCCUGUACAUUGCUGUUGCUGUCGGUCUCUGGGUUAUUAGGAGAUGAUGCUGUGUGUUGGUCAUUAUGUGUGUGUGUGUGUAGUAUAGAAGGUCAUGUUGUCUGCUGGUCAGUCUGUGUUACUAAUCUCUAGAAGAGCUCUUAUUGACAUUCCUCAAGUCUUAAUAAAACAGUCAGAGGACACAUAUCUGGUUUACCAA
Molecule: messenger RNA, 2887 nt
Organism: Oncorhynchus nerka (sockeye salmon)
Lineage: Eukaryota; Metazoa; Chordata; Actinopteri; Salmoniformes; Salmonidae
Gene: alg2
Product: ALG2 alpha-1,3/1,6-mannosyltransferase
Exons: 5
Coding region: 189-1412 (407 amino acids)
Cellular component (GO): endomembrane system
Molecular function (GO): alpha-1,3-mannosyltransferase activity; GDP-Man:Man(1)GlcNAc(2)-PP-Dol alpha-1,3-mannosyltransferase activity
Source: RefSeq, a predicted model, not a curated record